AUUAAUUUGGAAGGUUCUAGAAUGUCAACCUUGAAGAUAUUAUGGUUCUCAAUAUGUCUCAUGAUAGAGGCUAUAACUGAAAAUGAAAGCACAUGCAAAUAUGGUGCGAAAUAUCCCAACAUAACAUGCAGUAAGCGUUCACCUUCCUGCCCAAAUACAUAUGUGUGUAAGAAAAAAGAAAAGGCAUGUUGCCAAUACAAGAUUCCAAAAUGUGACCCAUUGAUGGAUGAUAAAAACGUUCCAUAUAAAUGCAGAGGAGGGGGUAGUAUAAAAUGUGCAAAGAAGUCAAAGGAUCAUUUCUGUUACAGCUCCCAAGCUAACCUUUAUUCUAUAUGUUGUAGGAAUGUUACAUGCAAGGAUGAAGCAGGCAAGAAACACAAAUAUGGGUUCAAACCUUGGAGAAGUCCCGUGGACAAAUGUAGUAAAUGUACCUGCCUGCGAAAUGGUCAAAUCAACUGUCCAAAGAAAAACAAGUGUUACAUCUGUCCCAAGUCAGUGACGGGAGAAAGAACAAAACUGUAUCGUAAUGACACAUAUUGGAAGUCUAAUUGUGAAAGAUGUACAUGCAUCUCCAAGAAUCAUAUCCCCUGUCAUGGGCCAUGUGCCAGAGGAACACAAGGAAAGUAUAGUGAAUUUUCGCCUUUGGCUCCAUCUAGUGGUGGAUGUACAAGGCAAGGACAGAUCCGACAAUGUUAUGGUGCAAAAGGUGAAGAUGGCUCUGACUGCUUUUCUACGACCAUAAACUUCACAACGAGCCAAUCACAUGAUCAUGCAUGUUCCCGAGCGGGAGAACCUAUCACGGACAGCACACCCAUUAUUAUAGGUGGUACAGAAGUAGAGCCAAAGUAUAACUGGCGGUGGAUGGUUCACUUGAGCUCAAAGUGUGGAGGGACAAUCCUUACCCCGAAACAUAUACUAACAGCAGCCCAUUGUAUCAACUCAAGGGAGAUGCCACUAAUAAUCAAAACAGGCAAACAUAACAAGACUAUUGAUGAACCGUUCCAACAAGUACGUGAAGUUAACAUCACAAAUAUAAUCAUACAUGAAGAUUAUGAUCGAAAUACAAAGAAUAAUGACAUUGCAAUCAUUACAGUGGACCCACCAAUAGUGUUCAAUAACGUUACUCAACCUAUACUCCUCCCAGAGUCCAAAAGUAGUUCGCCAGACAAGUAUUGUGUAGCUAUAGGGUGGGGAAUCGCAUCAAAUGAAUCAGUUUUUGGAUUUGCAAAAAUGGUUUUUCAAAAAUCAUCAGAGGUCUUGCUCGAAGUGACUUUGAGAGAAAUCAAGUGUAAACAUUCAGGGGUGGACGAGAUGACAAUGUUUUGUGCAAAGAUGCCACAAAAAGAUACAUGUAGCGGAGAUUCUGGAGGUCCAUUCAUGUGUCGUGAUCCCAUAACUCGAUUAUGGACACAAUAUGGGAUCACAAGUUGGGGCCCUAAAUUCUCAUGUGGCAUCCACGGAGGAGUAUACACAAAAUUAACCAACUACAUAGAUUGGAUUGCAGAGAAAAUCACACUCAAUGGAGACUGGGGUGAAUUUAGCAGUUAUACUCAAUGUACGAAAUCUUGUGGAAGUGGGAAAAGGUCAAAGGUGAGAGUGUGUACCAAUCCUGAACCUAUAGGAAGUGGGACAUGUGUUGGGGAAAUCGGGACAAAGUAUAAGGAUGAAGAGACCGGGUACAUUUCAGAUGUUGUUACAGAAUUGUGUAAUACACAGUCAUGUUAAAGAACAAGUGAAAAACGUUGUUGAAGAACAAAUGAAAAAUGGAACAACCAACAACCAACAACAAGGUUCAUUGAAACACGAAGCAAAAUAUCAUGGAAAUAAUGUUACAUUACAAAUAAAAGCAAAUACUGCCACUGAUUGGUGUGUUUUGUUGGCCUUGACAUUACAACCUUUUGUAGUCAUAAACUUUCCCAAAAGUCAGCCCAAUGGCACACACUGGAGAAUAAGUAUGUGAUUUUAAGCUAUUUUUGUUGUCCUGUGUCACGUUGAUUGAGUUAUGUCCUAGAAUGCUAACCUUGUAUUCUCAAAUGCAACUAAC
Molecule: messenger RNA, 2044 nt
Organism: Owenia fusiformis
Lineage: Eukaryota; Metazoa; Annelida; Polychaeta; Sabellida; Oweniidae
Source: the annotation of a GenBank genome assembly